Messenger RNA from Egretta garzetta (little egret), 2011 nucleotides. RefSeq names its product UTP18 small subunit processome component (gene UTP18). The transcript is spliced from 12 exons. Gene Ontology annotation, cellular component: small-subunit processome; Pwp2p-containing subcomplex of 90S preribosome. NCBI's taxonomy places the organism in Eukaryota, Metazoa, Chordata, Aves, Pelecaniformes, Ardeidae. The annotation marks the transcript as partial. Gene Ontology annotation, biological process: rRNA processing. Gene Ontology annotation, molecular function: protein binding. The record is from RefSeq and is a predicted model, not a curated record.
AAUGCCCUCUUCGGUUGUUUUCAGCGUAACGCUACGGGGAGGAGAAGUCUCCAGAAAGAGUCCAGUGAUUCGGAAGUAGAAAACGAAGCAAAAGGUAACUGCUUGUCCAAAAAGCCAGCCUGGGUGGAUGAAGAUGAUGAAGCUGAGGAAAAUGUUGACAUGACCCAUAAGUAUAGGAAAGAUUUCAUGAAAAGUGAUGCUGAGAAGGUACUUACUAAGAAAAAGCUAAAAAGAAGACUCGAAGAACAGUUUCAGCGAGCUAUGGGAGGAGUUCCUGCCUGGGCUGAUUUAGAAAACAGGAAGAAAUCCAAAAAGACUGCAAGUGAUAGUGACAGUGAUGAAGAUGAUGAUCUGCUACGUAGGACUGGCAAUUUCAUAUCAAACUCAGAGUACCUGCCAAGAGGUAUUUUGAAGAUGAGUACCUGCUUGCCUGCUAAUCAGGAACGUUUUGCUGAUGGAAAACUGGCAACUGUGCAGUUUCAUCCAUCUGCUCAAGUAGUCAUGACUGCUGGACAUGAUCGAUCUGUGUCACUCUUUCAGGUUGAUGGUGUAAGGAAUCCAAGAAUACAGAGCAUCUAUUUAGAGAGUUUUCCAAUUUAUAAGGCUUGUUUCAGUGUUGAUGGAGAACAAGUUAUAGCCACUGGUACUCACCAUAAAAUGUUCUUUGUGUAUGACAUGAUGAGUGGAAGUAUUAUUCCUAUACAGAAAGUACGAGGUGUGGAGGAAAGAUUUCUCAGAAGCUUCGAAAUCUCUCCAGAUGGAUCAUUUAUGCUUGUAACAGGAACUUCAGGUUACCUUCACUUGUUGUCAAUGAAGACAAAGGAACUGAUUAGCACUAUGAAGGUAAACGGAAGAUGCACUGCAUCUGCUUUCACUCCAGACAGCAGUAAAAUAUAUAGCUAUUCAAAGGAAGGUGAAGUUUUCAUUUGGGAUGUGAGAAGCAGAAAGUGUCUACACAAAUUUGAAGAUGAAGGUUCUUUGGAAGGAAAGUGCAUUGCUAUUUCAAAAAAUAACCAGUAUGUGGCAUGUGGUUCAGCUUCUGGAGUUGUAAAUUUAUAUACUACUGAUGUCUGUCUCAAACAAAACCACCCUAAACCAGUUAAAGCCAUAAUGAACCUAGUUACAUCUGCUACAUGUGUGACCUUCAAUCCCACCACGGAAAUUUUGGCAGUGGCUUCCCGCGAGACUGAUGAGGCUGUCAAAUUGGUACACAUUCCUUCGUAUACUGUAUUCUCAAAUUUCCCGGUGUUCAGAAGAAAACAGAUCUAUCUUGCUCAAUCUAUGGACUUUUCUCCCAGAAGUGGUUUUUUCUCUGUAGCAAACAACAAAGGCAAAGCCUUGUUAUUUAGGCUGAAACAUUACUCAGAUUUUUAAAAGAAGAUACAGGAGAAAAUGGACCAGUAACUGAGGUAAAAGUAGCACUAGAACUGUUGACAACAUUGUGUUGAGGAACCUUAUUUUCAUUUUGCUCUUUAUAGAUGUUGACAAGAAGUUCUUAGUAUUCUGUAAUCUGAAACUGUUCUGUCUGGAUCACUCAUGUAGUAGCCUCCCCAUGAUGGGCAAGAUUCAGGCUUGUCUUGUCAGUCUCAGCUUUUCUAAUCAUACUCUUGCAGACAGUUAGUAGUUCAACUAAACUUCUGCCCAGUCCUGUUGACUGCAGUUUUAAAAAUCUGAAUAUAUUUAAAUCAAACUCACAGGCAGUGUUGUUCAAAACCAGCUGUAGGCUGGCAGAUAUUUGGCUUGAUCCUGUUAUGAAGUCGUGUAAGUGUGCCCCCACAAGUCUGCAUAAUUUCAAAUUUAAUUAUGUUACUGAAAUUUGAAGCGUAACUUGUGUGCAGAUACGAUUUUACUGUACACUUGAACCUCUUCAUGGGAAACUGGAAAGGCCUGUAGUCUUGACAGUAAUACAGUAGUUCUGUUUGACCCCAAAUGUGUUAAUGAUUGGAAGCUAAGCUCGUUCAGACUGGAAGCAGGUAUGUCUUCUGCAUGUUAAGCUUGCAUAAAAUUUUGU